AUGUCAGCUCUCCGCCAACGCUCUCCGACAACUCUGCUCUUGACACUGGACGCGUUCAACACGAUAUUCCACCCUCGCCAACACGUCGCAGUCCAGUACACUCAAGUUGCUAAAGCUGCUGGCUUUUUAUCCUCGAGUGUCUCUCCAGAAACAGUCCAAGCUGCGUUUAAGUCUGCGUACAAGCGAGAAAGUGCUUCAAGGCCGAAUUAUGGGCGUAACACGCCAGGAUUCGGCGGCCCGAGAGAGUGGUGGGCUAAUGUUAUCCGGGACUGCUUUUCGCGAGUUCAGGGGAAAGCAGCUGAGGUGAACGGUGGUUCAGGAGUGAUGACGGGGCAGGAAGUCCCUGACUCGUUGGUGGCAGAGCUGCUUCAGCGGUUCGAGGGCAAAGAAGGGUAUGCACCUUUUGAAGAUGUGGAGGGAUUCUUUAGCCGACUAAAGGCCUGGAAAGGAGAGUUGGAAGAGAAGGGGAAAGUUGGAUGUUCUGGCAGCAACCAUAUCAAGAGAAUCGUCGUAGGAAUCAUUUCCAACUCUGACGACAGAAUAUCUCCUAUUUUGAACUCGCUGGGUAUAUCAGUUGGCAGCGCCUGGGCGGAUACCGGAGAAUUACUUCCUCGUGGACCUACGUCAACUUCCACUGGUGGCAAAAUCAAGUUGAAUGAUAUUGAUUUCAUUGUGACAAGCUACGAGGCUGGAGAUGAGAAGCCACAUCCCCGGAUAUUUGAUAUAGCCAAAACUCGGGCCAAGGAGCACCUGCUGGCUACAGAUCCAUCAUACGAGGAAGAUGAUAGCUGGAGGCGUAUCCAUAUUGGCGACGAUUACGACCAUGACUACCAAGGGGCUACCAAUUCUGGCUGGGAAAACUUCCUGUUACUCAGGGGCGGGAUGGACUAUCUCCCUGGUACAAAUCACCAGACGAUAGGAAGUGAAGUGAAGACUCUUCGCUCCCUGAAUGACUUGUAUCCGCACUUGGGUGUGAAAUAG
This is a messenger RNA of Arthroderma uncinatum, 981 nucleotides long. RefSeq lists its product as uncharacterized. The record is from RefSeq and is a predicted model, not a curated record. The transcript has a single exon. Lineage: Eukaryota; Fungi; Ascomycota; Eurotiomycetes; Onygenales; Arthrodermataceae. Bases 1 to 981 code for a protein of 326 amino acids.